AUGACAGACCCAGUGAGGAUGAUGAGGAUGAUGCUGCUGGCUCUAGUCUUCAUCCUGAGUGUCACUAUGCCCUGUCUCUCUGUCUACAACAGUGGGGAGUGCUACUUCGAUACCAAAGGUCUGUGUGUAUGUGUGUGUGUGUGUGUGGGUGUGUGUACCUGUGUGUGUGCGUGCGUGUGUGUGUGUGUGAGUUUAUUAACCAUGUGUGUGUAUGUGUCUUAUAGGAAGCUGUGAGUACAUGGGCCAAGUGUAUGGAAUAGGAGAGAGUUGGAUGACCAAGGACUGUUACCAGUGUGUCUGUAUGGAGCCAUUUGGAGUGGGCUGCUGUGAUCAGUAAGUGUGACCAUCACACUGUAGCCUUUUACGUCACAAUACAUACCUCGGCAUAGACACUGUUUGAUUGUAUUGAGCGUUGAUAGAACAAAGUGUGUUAUUGAUCUCUUUACCUUCCUCACAGUGGAUCUCAACCCGUGGACUACCCUGAUUGGUGUGAUGUGAUCCGCAAGCCAGACUCCUGCAACACCAUCGCUGUGAUGAAAGACAAUCACAAGCUGCCUUGUCUGUGGGGACGGGGUCGUCUGAGGCCAGGGGCGCGGCAGCCAUGGAAAUCUGACAGCGGCCCUUUAUUUUGA
Coregonus sp. 'balchen' is the source of this 632-nucleotide messenger RNA. The record is from the annotation of a GenBank genome assembly. NCBI's taxonomy places the organism in Eukaryota, Metazoa, Chordata, Actinopteri, Salmoniformes, Salmonidae.